CUGACAAAGAAAUACAAAUCGGAUUAGUUUUUUUUUUUUAUGUUGGCACACAAUAAAACCUGAGGACGGAAAAAAGAGGCCUGCGGUCGCAGAAAUCUCCGACCGAACAAAAGAGUUCCUCGGACACAGUGACGCAGAUCUAGGGUUUCGGAUGCAGGUACUUCCGGCCAGUUUCCUCCAGACGCAGCAACACCACCAUCGCUAGGUUUUGGUCAAGAGAAGGAACAUACAAAGAAGGAGAAGUAGACGACGAUGACGUUGAUGAAUAGGACGCUGUACGUCUCUCUCUUGUUCAAAGCCCUCACCUUCAUCCCUCGCCGUCGCCCGGCCGAUGCUGCCGUUUUUCUCUCAACCCAUUCUUAUUCCGCCGCCUCCAGGGCUCCACAAAGCAGCCUCAUGGCCGAAUACCUGGUCAGCUUCUGUGGCUUCGAUCCGGAUGAGGCGGCCAAGGCCUCGAAGCUCCUUGGCCGCAUCGAAUCCCGCCACCAGCCUGACUCCGUCCUUGGCUUAUUUAAAAGCUACGGUUUUGACGACACCCAGGUGAAAAAGGUCAUAUCUGCAAACCCUCGGUGGCUUCUCCUCGACGUGGAGAAGACCCUGGCCCCAAAGUUCCGAGCUUUGCAGGAUCUGGGCUUCUCCUGCUCCGACAUCACCCACCUCGUCAUAUCGAAUAACCACGCCAUCAGCUACAAAUCCCAGACCAUCUUGUCCAAGAUCCAAUUAUGGCAAGGCCUCCUCGGGUCCAACGACUUACUGGUGAAGGUAUGCAAGAAACACAGGUGGCUUCUCGGGUAUAGCAUCGAGAAGACGAUCCAGCCUAACAUUGAAAUUCUAAGGGAUUGCGGGAUCACGGAUCAGAAGCUCUCAAUGAUCCUUCGGUACCGCCCACUCCUCGGAACCCUUAAGGCUGAAACCCUGAAGGCGUUAAUCAGUCGUGUCGAGGGUUUGGGAGUAGCUCGCACCUCAGGGAUGUUCCUCCACACCCUGAGUGCGCUCAAAAGCGUCUCCGAGAAGAACUUCAAGGCUCACUUGGAGUUCUUCGAGGGUUUCGGGUGGUCCAAGGAUGAUUUCCUUGCUGCAUUCAGAAAGUCUCCUUCUCUUGUGGGAUUUUCUUUAAAGAGUUUGCAGAGAAAGAUGGAGUUCUUGGUAAAUGAAACCAGAUGCGCUCCGUCUUAUCUUGCACGGCGGCCACAGAUUUUGUCGAUGAGUUUGGAGAAAAGGUUGAUUCCAAGAUAUCGGAUAUUGACGGUCCUGAAGUCAAGGGGAGUUCACAUCGGUAACCACCAAAUGAUCACAUACAUGUUAUAUCCAGAGAAGAAAUUUCUGGAGAAGUUUGUCAUCCGCCACACUGAGUUUCCAGAACUAAUUGAAUUGUAUAAUGUAGCCCCAAAAAACAGAACUGCUCUUUGAUCCUGCAAGUGCAUAAUGCAUGGUGCAAGGUAUUGUGCCAGCAAGUUGUGUUUCCAGAUGGUCCAUAGCUUGGGAGCUAAGGAUUGAAGAAGUGUUCUGUUCCGGCAAGGAAGUAUAUUAUGCAUUUGGGUUGAAGAAUUCAAAUAUAAGCUUCAAAACUGCCCUCAACGACUUCCUAAGAAAUACUUUUGUCACAAAGAACAUUGGCAUAUGGUGAUUCAUAGAUCUUCAAAAGAAUGUCUAUUUCCAUUGUAUCUCUCUCUCCCUCUCCCUCUCCCUCUCUCUCUCUCUCUCUCUCUCCCCCACCCCAAAACACUGCAUUCAGACAGUUUAAAAUCAGUGGUAAGUGUAACUUGGAAUUAGUUGGUGAAUUAUAUUUAUUUCUGGCAUUGACUAUUUAUUUAUUUGAAAACAGAUAUAAAUGUUUAAGAAAAUGUCUGCUGUUGAUUUUA
Molecule: messenger RNA, 1862 nt
Organism: Musa acuminata AAA Group (dessert banana)
Lineage: Eukaryota; Viridiplantae; Streptophyta; Magnoliopsida; Zingiberales; Musaceae
Product: transcription termination factor MTERF15, mitochondrial-like
Exons: 3
Coding region: 253-1410 (385 amino acids)
Biological process (GO): regulation of DNA-templated transcription
Molecular function (GO): double-stranded DNA binding
Source: RefSeq, a predicted model, not a curated record